This is a messenger RNA of Pseudomassariella vexata, 579 nucleotides long. RefSeq lists its product as uncharacterized. Gene Ontology annotation, biological process: endosomal transport; endocytosis. Gene Ontology annotation, cellular component: plasma membrane; cytoplasm. The transcript has a single exon. Gene Ontology annotation, molecular function: protein binding. The record is from RefSeq and is a predicted model, not a curated record. Lineage: Eukaryota; Fungi; Ascomycota; Sordariomycetes; Amphisphaeriales; Pseudomassariaceae. Bases 1 to 579 code for a protein of 192 amino acids.
AUGGCUGGCAUACUGGCGUCAUCCCGCGCAACACCCUCUUCCACAGCCCUCACGCCUCCCCCUCCCCCCUCGCGCAGACAAACCCCCCACAUGCGCCAAACCCUCCGCCAGCUCCCGUCUAAAUCCGACGAUGAAGCGUCCCGCCCGCACAAACACCGCAAGAAGCCCCUCGGCGGCCACAAGAAACACUCCCACCACGAGGGCGCCCGGCGGCGCUGGCGCGAGGAAAUAACAGCACGCGAGCGCAAGCGCUACGAGGGCGUCUGGGCCUCCAACCGAGGCCUGUUCCUGAACAGUUCGUCCCCCGACGACGCCCGAACCAGCGAGCUGGUAGCCAAUGUCGUGGUUCGCGAUAUAUGGGCGCGCAGCCGGCUACCUGUCGACGAGCUGGCUGAGGUGUGGGAUCUUGUUGAUCAUCAACACAAUGGUGCUUUGGACAAAGCCGAUUUCGUCGUCGGGAUGUGGCUCAUUGAUCAGCGGCUUAGGGGGAGGAAGCUACCGCAGAAGGUUGGGGAUAGUGUGUGGGAGAGUGCUACGGGGGUCAAGGUUCCGGGGCCUAGGGGGAGGAAGAAGAAGUGA